UGGGGGCGGAGCCCGGGGCUUGGGGGGGCCGGUUUGUUGUGGUCGCCAUUUUGCUGGUUGCAUUACUGGGUAAUCAGGGCCCUGCCUCUGCCGCGUCUGCAAGGUGUCUUCAGCCAGUGGGCAGGUCUGAGCUCGGGCUUCCCGAGCAGCUUGAGCCCCCUUGUCCGCGCUCUCAGGUCUCAGCGGCGGUGGCAGCCGAGGUGCAGGAUGCGAGAAGGCGCCCCCCGGCCGGGCUCCCGCUCCAGGCCUCGCUCCCCUGCGGACCUCUGAGCCCACCAUGGCCGUCCCACCAGGCCAUGGUCCCUUCUCUGGCUUCCCGGGGCCCCAGGAGCACACACAGGUAUUGCCUGAUGUGCGGCUCUUGCCUCGGAGGCUUCCCUUGGCCUUCCGGGAUGCGGCCACGGCUCCGCUGCGCAAGCUCUCUGUGGACCUCAUCAAGACCUACAAGCACAUCAAUGAGGUCUACUAUGCGAAGAAGAAGCGGCGGGCCCAGCAGGCACCAUCUCAGGACUCAAGCACCAAGAAGGAGAAGAAGGUCCUGAACCACGGUUAUGACGAUGACAACCAUGACUACAUAGUGCGCAGUGGCGAGCGCUGGCUGGAGCGUUAUGAGAUUGACUCCCUCAUUGGCAAAGGCUCCUUUGGCCAGGUGGUGAAAGCCUAUGAUCAUCAGACCCAGGAGCUGGUGGCCAUCAAGAUCAUCAAGAACAAAAAGGCCUUCCUGAACCAGGCCCAGAUUGAGCUGCGGCUGCUGGAGCUGAUGAACCAGCAUGACACAGAGAUGAAGUACUACAUAGUGCACCUGAAGCGGCACUUCAUGUUCAGGAACCACCUGUGCCUGGUGUUCGAGCUGCUUUCCUACAACCUGUAUGACCUCCUGCGUAACACGCACUUCCGUGGCGUCUCGCUGAACCUGACGCGGAAGCUGGCGCAGCAGCUCUGCACGGCGCUUCUCUUCCUGGCCACGCCCGAGCUUAGCAUCAUUCACUGCGACCUCAAGCCCGAGAACAUCCUGCUCUGCAACCCCAAGCGCAGUGCCAUUAAGAUCGUGGACUUCGGCAGCUCCUGCCAGCUUGGCCAGCGGAUUUACCAGUACAUCCAGAGCCGCUUCUACCGGUCACCUGAGGUGCUGCUGGGCACACCCUAUGACCUGGCCAUUGACAUGUGGUCCCUGGGCUGCAUCCUGGUGGAGAUGCACACUGGAGAGCCCCUCUUCAGUGGCUCCAAUGAGGUGGACCAGAUGAACCGGAUUGUGGAGGUGCUGGGCAUCCCACCAGCCCCCAUGCUAGACCAGGCACCCAAGGCCCGCAAGUACUUUGAACGGCUGCCUGGGGGUGGCUGGACCCUACGAAGGACAAAAGAACUCAGGAAGGAUUACCAGGGCCCCGGGACACGGCGGCUGCAGGAGGUGCUGGGCGUGCAGACGGGCGGGCCCGGGGGCCGGCGGGCGGGGGAGCCGGGCCACAGCCCCGCCGACUACCUCCGCUUCCAGGACCUGGUGCUGCGCAUGCUGGAGUAUGAGCCCGCCGCCCGCAUCAGCCCAUUGGGGGCUUUGCAGCAUGGCUUCUUCCGCCGCACGGCUGAUGAGGCCACCAACACGGGCCCGGCAGGCAGCAGUGCCUCCACCUCGCCCGCACCCCUCGACACCUGCCCCUCUUCCAGCACCGCCAGCUCCAUCUCCAGCUCUGGAGGCUCCAGCGGCUCCUCCAGUGAUAACAGGACCUACCGCUACAGCAACCGAUAUUGUGGGGGCCCUGGGCCCCCCAUCACUGACUGUGAGAUGAACAGCCCCCAGGUCCCACCCUCCCAGCCGAUGCGCCCCUGGGCAGGAGGUGAUGUGCCCCACAAGACACAUCAGGCCCCUGCCUCUGCCUCGUCACUGCCAGGGGCUGGGGCCCAGUUACCCCCCCAACCCCGAUGCCUUGGCCGUCCUCCAUCACCAACCUCACCACCACCCCCGGAGCUGAUGGAUGUGAGCCUGGUGGGCGGCCCUCCGGACUGCUCCCCAUUUCACCCAGCGCCUGCCCCCCAGCACCCGGCUGCCUCAGCCCUCCGGACUCGGAUGACAGGAGGUCGUCCACCCCUCCCACCCCCUGAUGACCCUGCCACUCUGGGGCCUCGCUUGGGCCUCCGUGGUGUACCCCAGAGCACGGCAGCCAGCUCAUGACCCUGCCCCUUCCCUGGGGCCCCUCCUGAAGCCAUACCCCCCAUCUGGGGGCCCUGGGCUCCCAUCCUCAUCUCUCCCCUUGACUGGAAUUGCUGCUACCCAGCUGGGGUGGGUGAGGGCUGCACUGAUUGGGGCCUGGGGCAGGGGGUCAAGGAGAGGGGUUUAGGCGUACCCUCCCCACUAAGUACUGGACCCUUGGCCCCCUCUCUCCCCUUUGUUUUCUAUUUAUUGUACCAAAGACAGUGGUGGUCCAAUGGGGGGGAGACUCCCCCUCACCCCAGGGCCCUAGGAAGGGGUGGGGGUAGGUAGGGGGAGAUGGCCUUGCUCCUCCUUGCUGUACCCCCCAGUAAAGAGCUUUCUCACA
Molossus molossus (Pallas's mastiff bat) is the source of this 2531-nucleotide messenger RNA. RefSeq names its product dual specificity tyrosine phosphorylation regulated kinase 1B (gene DYRK1B). Bases 278 to 2167 code for a protein of 629 amino acids. Gene Ontology annotation, molecular function: ATP binding; transcription coactivator activity; protein serine/threonine/tyrosine kinase activity. Gene Ontology annotation, biological process: positive regulation of DNA-templated transcription; peptidyl-threonine phosphorylation; peptidyl-serine phosphorylation. The record is from RefSeq and is a predicted model, not a curated record. Lineage: Eukaryota; Metazoa; Chordata; Mammalia; Chiroptera; Molossidae. The transcript is spliced from 11 exons. Gene Ontology annotation, cellular component: nucleus.